CCCAGGUGUCUGUACUGCAACAACUUCUGCUAUGAGAAGCAGGAGGUGGAGAAGGAGUAUUGCAGCUGGACGCGAAGCAACAGGGUCUGCCGCUGCAAAGAGGACUUCUGCUGCGCCGAUAACUUCUGUAUCAGACACACGGAGUGCGGCCCCGGACACGGAGUUCAAACGAAAGGUACAUCACAAAGCAACACUGUUUGUGAAGAAUGUGCCGAGGGCUUCGUCUCUAACUCAUCUUGCGCAAGCGGACAGAUAGUGCUCCUGCCCGGCUCCAUCUACCACGAUACGAUGUGUGGCACCUGCGAGGAUCUUGGAAAUGGAGGUAUGUCCAGAGCUUUCCUCUCGGGAUUCUUCAGUAUGCACAGGAUGCGCGUGGCAAAAAUGUGCAUCAUUAACUUGGGCAGAUUGCAGCUGGACGCGAAGCAACAGGGUCUGCCGCUGCAAAGAGGACUUCUGCUGCGCCGAUAA
Molecule: messenger RNA, 468 nt
Organism: Chelmon rostratus (copperband butterflyfish)
Lineage: Eukaryota; Metazoa; Chordata; Actinopteri; Chaetodontiformes; Chaetodontidae
Product: tumor necrosis factor receptor superfamily member 6B-like
Exons: 5
Molecular function (GO): protein binding
Source: RefSeq, a predicted model, not a curated record